This is a messenger RNA of Piliocolobus tephrosceles (Ugandan red Colobus), 3331 nucleotides long. It is a transcript of the gene NFATC1, whose product is annotated as nuclear factor of activated T cells 1. The coding region runs from base 191 to 1606 and encodes 471 amino acids. Gene Ontology annotation, biological process: cytokine production; regulation of transcription by RNA polymerase II; calcineurin-NFAT signaling cascade. Lineage: Eukaryota; Metazoa; Chordata; Mammalia; Primates; Cercopithecidae. The transcript has 8 exons. The record is from RefSeq and is a predicted model, not a curated record. Gene Ontology annotation, molecular function: RNA polymerase II cis-regulatory region sequence-specific DNA binding; DNA-binding transcription factor activity, RNA polymerase II-specific; transcription factor binding. Gene Ontology annotation, cellular component: transcription regulator complex.
CCCAACCCUGCCCGCCCUGGACUGGCAGCUGCCGUCCCACUCGGGCCCGUACGAGCUUCGGAUUGAGGUGCAGCCCAAGUCCCACCACCGAGCCCACUACGAGACGGAGGGCAGCCGGGGGGCUGUGAAGGCAUCAGCUGGAGGACACCCCAUCGUGCAGCUCCACGGCUACUUGGAGAGUGAGCCGCUGAUGCUGCAGCUUUUCAUCGGGACGGCGGACGACCGCCUGCUGCGCCCGCACGCCUUCUACCAGGUGCACCGUAUCACGGGAAAGACCGUGUCCACCACCAGCCACGAGGCCAUCCUCUCCAACACCAAAGUCCUGGAGAUCCCGCUCCUGCCGGAGAACAGCAUGCGAGCCAUCAUUGACUGUGCUGGAAUCCUGAAGCUCAGAAACUCCGACAUUGAACUUCGGAAAGGAGAGACGGACAUCGGGAGGAAGAACACACGGGUACGGCUGGUGUUCCGUGUUCACGUCCCGCAGCCCAGCGGCCGCACGCUGUCCCUGCAGGUGGCCUCCAACCCCAUCGAAUGUUCCCAGCGCUCGGCCCAGGAGCUGCCCCUGGUGGAGAAGCAGAGCACGGACAGCUACCCGGUCAUGGGCGGGAAGAAGAUGGUCCUGUCAGGCCACAACUUCCUGCAGGACUCCAAGGUCAUUUUCGUGGAGAAAGCGCCAGAUGGCCACCACGUCUGGGAGAUGGAAGCGAAAACCGAUCGUGAGCUGUGCAAGCCGAAUUCUCUGGUGGUUGAGAUCCCGCCGUUUCGGAAUCAGAGGAUAACCAGCCCUGUUCACGUGAGUUUCUAUGUCUGCAACGGGAAGAGAAAGCGAAGCCAGUACCAGCGUUUCACCUACCUUCCCGCCAACGUUCCAAUGAUAAAAACAGAACCCACGGAUGAUUAUGAGCCUGCUCCAAAUUGUGGGCCGGUGAGCCAGGGAUUAAGUCCUCUCCCAAGACCAUACUACAGCCAGCAGCUCGCGAUGCCACCUGACCCCAGCUCCUGCCUCGUGGCCGGCUUCCCGCCCUGUCCGCAGAGAAGCACCCUGAUGCCAGCAGCCGCUGGUGCGAGCCCCAAGCUCCACGACCUUUCUCCUGCUGCCUACACCAAGGGCGUCGCCAGCCCGGGCCACUGCCACCUCGGACUCCCGCAGCCGGCCGGAGAGGCCCCCGCCGUCCAGGACGUGCCCAGGCCAGUGGCCACGCACCCCGGCUCGCCCGGGCAGCCGCCCCCGGCCCUGCUGCCGCAGCAGGUGAGUGUGCAUCCAAGCAGUAGCUGCCCCCCUGGUCUCGAACACUCACUCUGCCCCAGCAGCCCCUCUCCUCCACUCCCGCCCGCCGCCCAAGAGCUGACCUGCCUGCAGCCCUGCAGCCCAGCGUGCCCGCCCGCCACGGGCCGCCCGCAGCACCCGCCGCCCACGGUCCGCAGGGAUGAGUCUCCGGCCGCCCGGCCACGGCUGCUGCCAGAGGCGUGUGAGGACAGUAGUCCUAAUUUGGCCCCUAUUCCUGUAACGGUCAAGCAAGAGCCUGAAGAGUUGGACCAGUUGUACCUGGAUGACGUAAAUGAAAUAAUACGAAAUGACCUCUCCAGCACGAGCACCCACUCCUAGUUGCCACAUUGGAGCACUCAGUUCAGCGGGGGUAUGCUGACUUCAGCAGACAGAGACUUUGGAACAAAUAAACUGAACACACACCUGGUACCACUUCAGAACCUCCAGUUGGCUGAAUGCUAGGAGCUGAACAUUAAUACGUGCAACGAAGUGGCUCUCCACCAAGAGGGAAAGCCCGGAGGAAGGAGACCACUGUGUCUCCUGGAGGAGAAGGCAUCUCACGGCAACAGAAGGGAGGUGGCUGGGCUGAGCACAGGAGACCCACCGCGCAGGGGCCUUUCAUGGGAACGGCCCACACGCAGGCUGACCCCAAGCCCAGCCCUUCUGGCAGCCCUGGGGUUCAAUACUGGACGUGCCUUAUUUAACUCAACAGGGCAUCGUAGAACUGAGCAUUGGAUUUGCUACUGUAGGAGUAUUUGUAGGAGCAGAAACUGUAAACACACUUCAUUGUGAGGUUUUACCCUUUGUAUGAACGAAGAGAACACUGGCAGGCCGCGAGAGGACCCUGACACGCGUCUCCUACGUUUGGAACGUUUUCUGGGCUGUCACGUACAACCUUGCUGCCUCACCCAGUGCGUUUUAGAAUCUUCCAGUCUGUCAUCUCAGCUCUUCUGUAACACGCUUCCCUCGUCUGUGCAGUCGAAACCGUAGGCCUGUUCAUAGUCGCAUGCUAGCAUCUUUGUUUUUAAUCUGGCUUCGAACAUGGCACAAGUAAGUUGAAUAGCACAUCAAUAGGUUACUGAACAAAAGCAGAAAAACUUGUUACAGGACAGACUGCAUUUGCAUGUGUGUACAUAUCUAGGCAUCUAUUUAUGGAUAAAUAAUAAAUAACAGAGCCGACGCGUCCUCGCCCGGGAGGGCUUCCCUGUCAGCAAUAACCGGCAUCCGUUUUGGAACCUGCAUCUGGGGCUCCAGGCGCUGCUCUUGCUGGCGUCCAUCGCCGCCUCGGAUGGCCGUGCGUUUUCUCGUCUCGUGCAGUUCGAGGAGGACCCCAGAAAGCCAGGAGCUGUGAUUCACAGUAGCUGUAGGUUACCAGACGGCAGCAUAAGAAGGGAUUGUAAAUAACAUGCAACAUGAGUGUAACAUAUUUGUUCAGUUAUAAGAUGAUUGUUUCACAGAAGCCUUACCACUCUCUGCUUCAUCUAAGAAAACCAAUACCAAAAACGACGCUUUAAUGAAUGCUCAGCCCCGCGUAGUGUUUUCAGAUGAGUUACGGUUAACAGAUUGGUUCAUGUAGGCUUUGCUGUGGCACUUUGUACAAUUAACUGCUUAUUAUGUAUGAUUACUCGCAGUGAUCUAUUGUUCCAUAUAACCCAAAAGCAUGGUUUAUUCAUUAAAACACGGUUGACCUGAACUCGUGCCUUAGGAAUUAAUGCCCCCUCAUGGAACCUGCUUGAACUGCACCUGCGGGUGGAGGCUCCGGCUGUGAACGUCACUGAUGGAGAAAGGGCUCCUGCAGAAGGAACGGCCUGUAACGUGCACUCCGCACGAUCGCGUCUCUUGUGUCUCCCUCACAGAAAGAACCUGAAGGCCAUCCCGUCAGUCUGCACACAACCGUGAAGACGUGUGGCCACGUCCUGCCUGCAGCUGGGUACCCUGCACCCGGCAUCCUAGGAGUCACAUGCAGCCUUUCUCAGGGGACUGUCAUCGAAAAGGAAACGUUUGAUGUCUGUGUCAGCUGUAGUUAGGAAAUAGAUCCAAUAAAGCCGUAUUUUUUUUGCUGGA